Molecule: messenger RNA, 1152 nt
Organism: Cladocopium goreaui
Lineage: Eukaryota; Dinophyceae; Suessiales; Symbiodiniaceae
Source: the annotation of a GenBank genome assembly
AUGACUCAGCAUUCCCAGAGGUUCCGGCCGGACGCUGCAACGGAGCUGGAUUCUGAUCAUGGGGAACCAAGGGAACCUGCUGCAUUCUUGCUGGCGUUAUCGCCAGCGAACGAACGUGCGAGACGUGUUGCAACCAUAGAAGGGGAAACCCCAGUGAAACGCCCCCGCCGUGAGCGGGGGGGACACAAGACAAGAGCACAGAAAGAACGCAGAAGAGCGACCCUAGCGGGGGAGCGUGUUGCAGCUGAAGACUUCCCUUUGACACCAAACUACGGUGCGCAAUUGGAUAGUAAUCCUAAGGCUGUAGCAGCUCCUUCAGCAAGUGCCCGAAGUUCCUGCAAACCAGAUCCUGUUGAGGAAGGUGAAGUUAAGAGCUCUGUUGAGCCUGAGUCGGCUCGAAGUUCGGCAGGUGAAGCAGCAGUUGGGCUGACGAUUGAUCUCACAACUGAAGUCACACAACAACGGUUGCAACCCAGUUCGUCCCUGCCAUCUGGACCUGCGGAUGGGCCAAGGCCUUCAUCAUCAAGUUCAAGGGGAACAGCAUCAGGUUCCCGUGCUUUGCUGCUUUCUAGACUGUCCCGGAGUCGAAUCUUUAUCCUUUCCGAUUUUAACGGAGUGAUCAAUUGCGAUCAAUUCCUUCGGAAGACAUCGGAAGGACGAGAGGAGGCUGGGCAAAAGGUGACGUUGAAAAACAAGCAGGCAGUCCUGAGACUGCUGACUCACGCACCUGAAAUUCAGUUGGGCAUUCUCAGUUACAUCGGUCGGUGGAGCACUAAGAAGAGAUUAGGCUGCAUCGAAGCGAUCAAGGAGCUAAACCAGUACCUGCUAGACAGAAACUGUUCCAAGACUGUGGGGCUGCGGAUCACAGAUAGCCCUGACGAAAAGUCUGGAAUCGUGUGUCGGGUGAAGGCGCAUAGCUUCGUGGACGAUCGCUAUAGCACUGUUCAACAAACGGUGAACGAGGUUUGGGACAAGAAACUUCAAUCGGAAAUUUUCUUUCUGUCGGAGUUCCCACCUCGGAACCGGUACCUUCGGCACUGCAGGUCGUUUGAGGAGUUCGUUAGCCAGGUCUUGGCGGCUCGGUUCGUACCAACAGUAGACGAUCCUGUGUGGACUACUGAGUUUCCACCACCUGCCGCUGAAUCUGCGUGA